Paramisgurnus dabryanus is the source of this 2234-nucleotide messenger RNA. RefSeq names its product UBX domain protein 7 (gene ubxn7). Gene Ontology annotation, cellular component: nucleus. Lineage: Eukaryota; Metazoa; Chordata; Actinopteri; Cypriniformes; Cobitidae. Gene Ontology annotation, biological process: proteasome-mediated ubiquitin-dependent protein catabolic process. Gene Ontology annotation, molecular function: ubiquitin binding. The record is from RefSeq and is a predicted model, not a curated record.
AAGCAAUCUGAUUGGUUAACGACACGCAUGCGUGCAUUCGUGUUGUUGUCAGUGGCGGCAAGAUGGCGACUCUCGGAGACGCAUCAGCCCCGGGGGUUAAUGGGUUAAUUCAACAGUUCACAGCCAUAACUGGAGCUACAGAGAGUGUAGGGAAGCAUAUGCUAGAAGCUUGCAACAACAACCUAGAGAUGGCAGUUACCAUGUUUUUGGAUGGAGGUGGGAUUGCGGAGGAACCCAGCACAAGCUCCAGUUCAGCUAUUGCCUCCAGCAGCAGGCAUCCACCGGCAGAAGAUGAUGUUCGAGCACCAAUUCCUCAGAAGCAAGAUAUUCUAGUGGAGCCCGAGCCGUUGUUUGGAGUACCAAAGAGGCGUAGACCAGCACGAUCAAUCUUUGACGGAUUUCGGGAUUUUCAGACUGAAACCAUCCGACAGGAGCAGGAGUUAAGAAACGGAAGUGCUAUGGACAAGAAGCUCAGCACUUUAGCCGAUCUUUUUCGCCCCCCUAUUGAACUCAUGCACAAAGGCAGCUUUGAGACGGCAAAAGACAGUGGUCAGCUUGAAAACAAAUGGUUGAUGAUCAACAUUCAAAACGUCCAGGAUUUUGCCUGCCAGUGCCUGAACAGAGACGUGUGGAGCAAUGAUGCUGUGAAAACCAUCAUCAGAGAACAUUUUAUAUUCUGGCAGGUCUACCAUGACAGUGAGGAAGGGCAGAGGUACAUUCAGUUUUACAAGCUUAACAAGUUCCCAUAUAUUUCUAUUCUGGACCCACGUACAGGACAAAAGAUGGUUGAGUGGAACCAGUUAGAUGUGACCUCAUUCCUGGAUCAGGUCACAGGCUUCCUGUCAGAGCAUGGCCAGCUGGAUGGGCAGUCCAGUCAACCUCCUGCCAAACGUGCCCGUUCUGAGAGUUUAAUAGACGCCAGUGAAGACAGUCAGUUAGAGGCAGCGAUCCGCGCCUCCCUUCAAGAAACGCACUACGAGUCUACCAAGGAAAAGGCAGAGUCACGCUCGGAUGACGAUUCUGAUGCAGAGCCUUUCUCUGACAGCGAGGGCCUGAUCUCGGUGGAUGGCUCAGAUAAUGAGAUUGGAGCGGAGGAGGAUUCUUUAGACGGACAUGUCUCCAAAGAGGUAUCCCCUUCCACAGCCCAACCCACCAGGCCGGAUAGCCCCGCCCAUCACAGGAAGUCCCCACACAAAGAGACGUGCUACAGGAAAGAGGAGAGCAAGAAGAACCACCUAGAGCCAACGGGUUUUAGUCACAGACAGACAGAGUCCCAGGAGAGACUUGGAGAGAACCACAGAUCCAUAUCAUAUCAUCCUUCAGAACCGACUGGCACCAGCACAGCAGACCCAGACGACAAUGGUCCAAAAGCCCGGUUAAUGCUGCGAUACCCAGAUGGCCAGAGGGAACAGAUAGCACUAUCUGCUAAAGCUAAGCUCAUGGCACUGGUAAGACAUGUCCAGUCGAAGGGGUUCCCCAAUGAACGCUUUGAACUUGUCACCAACUUCCCCCGUCGAAGACUCGCUCAUUUGGACUAUGACAUCACAUUGCAGGAAGCAGGAUUGUGUCCGCAAGAAACUGUGUUUGUGCAAGAGAGGAAUUAGCCCCUCACCAUGUGUAUAAGCCACACACCCCUCCUGUCCCGUCACUUGUGCCCUAGAAAGACUGAAUUGACUGUGCCCUGUUUUCCACUUUUCUUUUUUAAUAAGUCCUGGUUACAUGGAACAGUUUGUAGUUCAUAGGCCCACCCCCAAGCUGCAUUUGUAUACAUAUUUAUUUUACGAACAUUCUGUACAUCCCAUCCUGUUCGGGUCUAGCUUUUUAUUUUGUUAUUUUGAAAGAGCUAACGUUUAGAAGAUCUGCAACGUAAAUCCUCCAAAAGGCUUCUGAUGGUUUAUACGUUUAUAGUCCUUGGUGUAAGAGAGUUUUUUUCCAACUGCUUAUCAUGUAUAUGCAAAGUUUCUAAGGACUGUAUAUGAACCUUUAGUUCCAAAAAUGCUGCAGUUAUUGUCAAAAGAUUCAGCUAAGAGAGGGGGUCCUAUUGAUCACGGGCUCAGGUGAUGUUCUGGGUGGAUGUUUAUUAUUUAGAGGUACACCCAAAAAUGUUUCAUCUGCAGUGUGGAAGUAUGGGGUGGAGUGACAUUUAGCUAUAGUAAGUUUCUGUCUUCUUUUUUUUAUAUACUGCAUCAUUUCCACAAAAACUGAUUCUCAAAUAUAAUCAUUGAAAAAAGUGA